AUGCAUAAUUCAACAAUAACAAAAACCAAAAAUACAGAAGUAGAGGAGACAAGGAAGGGAGGCAAGAGUGGUGAGAAGGCGGGCUCUAAAAAAGCCGAAGUAGAUGUAGUGAAGACCUCAACCACUGAGGAAAUCAGAAACGAUUUACUCAGUUGGUUCGCAGAGGUGAAGGUAGUGGAGAGUGAGUCGCGAACCCCCCCGCAAGUGCGACCGGAGGUAUGGGAGAAAUCCCGAGGAACUCCGGGGGAAGGUGGUGGGCGCAAUUCUGCAGAAGCUAUAAAGCAUCUGUCCCUACCUACUGGCUCUCAUAAGGGCUCACAGGAACCAACUCCACCAAGUGGAGGGGGAGACCCUGUGAUACCCAAGUGCCUACCAUUACGUCCCCGUCGGGAGAGCCGGGAAACGCACAUAGUGCGGCUAACAAUGGAGGCUAUAUCUGGGCACCCAAGAUCAGUAGAGGGUGCCCAAAUGAAGACUUUGGACUGUCAAUUGUCAUGA
Messenger RNA from Nezara viridula (southern green stink bug), 498 nucleotides. The record is from the annotation of a GenBank genome assembly. Lineage: Eukaryota; Metazoa; Arthropoda; Insecta; Hemiptera; Pentatomidae.